UGAGUGUGCGUUAUUAAGCAAUACUGGCUGUACCUUGUGCAUUUUCAUCAAAUAAAACUCGGAAAAUAUAAUAAUAACAAAAGAAACUCAACGUAACUGAAACAAAAAGCACAAAAUGUCCUCCACGACGUCUCGAGAUCAGCCCAGCACAUCAAAAGAAUCGUUCGAGGACUUCUACACUGAAGUGAAAGAAAUUGAAAAACGCGAUUCAGUACUAACUCCUACUCAACAAAUUGAUCGUUUACUUCGUCCAGGUUCCACAUACUUCAAUCUUAAUCCUUUCGAGGUGCUGCAAAUUGAACCAGAUGUCGAGGUGGCUGACAUAAAAAAACGGUAUCGCACCCUAUCCAUACUAGUACAUCCCGACAAGAAUCAUGAUAAUCAGGAGCGCGCCCAAAUGGCAUUCGACAUCGUUGCACGUUCCUGGAAAAUAUUGGAGAACGACCUAACACGCAAAAAGUGUUUGGAGGUGUACGAGGAAGCCAAGGGACGCACAGAUCAUAUGAUUGCCGAGAAACGUAAAAAGCUCAAAAAGGAGGGCAGAUCAUUUGAGCCCAUACCAGAAGAUGAUCCUGUGAAAUAUAAACAUGCCAUUUAUGUAAUGGUCAUGAAACUGUUUGCCGACAUGGAGCGGCGGCGACAAAAACUCGAUCAGCGCGACCAGGAGGAGCGCAAGCGAAAACGUGAAACUGAAAUCGAGGAAGAGGAGCGCGUCAAAGCGGACCGCGAAUGGCAGCAAAACUUUGAGGAAUCUCGCCAGAGUCGUGUUAACAGCUGGCACGACUUUCAAUCCGGCGCCGGCAAAUCGAAGAAGACCAAGAAACAGAAGCACAUGACUGGCAUGAUGGUGCCGCCAAAGUUUAAGCCGGAAUCCCGAUGAAAUCGGCUAAUGCCCAUGUGGCGUUUGCGUUGUUCUACUUCACACAUAAAUAUUUUUACAUUUUUAUAAGUAUCCCCUGGAAUUGUAAUUGACACGAUGUAUAAUUUGUAGUUUAAGCCAAAAACCAAACUAGCUUUUUUCUUUCAUUUCAUUACAUUUAGCUCGGCGCUUCAUAUUUCCGUGUACAAACUGGCUGUAAAGACGAUAUCACGCUUUAUGGCCGCGGAGGCCUCUUCCAUUUUGGACUGCAAGCCCGGAUUGCCAAUGCGUAUGGCCGCAGUUUUGACAUCGCGUAGUGUUUCAUCCAACUGUUGUAUGCAGCGCACUAUGAUGCCUUCCUGCACCUCGGUCAGCUUCAUGAUCUCGGCAAAGGGCUGCAAAUUAACCAUAAAAAAAAAAACAAUAUAAUUCGAAUUUGAAGAAAGAAUUUA
Drosophila grimshawi is the source of this 1311-nucleotide messenger RNA. Its product is annotated as dnaJ homolog subfamily C member 8. The transcript has 3 exons. Lineage: Eukaryota; Metazoa; Arthropoda; Insecta; Diptera; Drosophilidae. Gene Ontology annotation, cellular component: nucleus. Bases 116 to 880 code for a protein of 254 amino acids. The record is from RefSeq and is a predicted model, not a curated record.